AUGGUCCCAGUGUCAAGCCUAUCUGGAAAGGCGCAAAAACAAUGGAUCGAGCGAGUACAAAAGCGACUGGAAGUGACAGCAAACACGUUAGGCAGUAUGAAGGCUGUACAAAUGCUCGGGCUUGGCGAUGUCAUUUUACCUCUAGUGUCACGUCUGCGUGAAAUCGAAGUGAAAACUUCCGUCACAUUCCGGAAGUUGUUGAUAUGGCAGGUUGCGCUCUCCAACGUGCCUGUUGUCUUCGCUCCCUUCGCUACGUUCACAAUCUACGCAAUAAUAUCUGUUGUACGACACGAUGGGUCAAUUCUCUCUGCUCAGGCAUUCACAUCCCUCGCUUUGAUUUCUCUUCUCACAAAUCCCCUACUCAUAUUUUGCCAAGUCAUGCCCGCACUCUGGCAGGCUAUCGCUUGCUUUGACCGGAUUGAAGCAUAUUGUGCGAAAUGCACCUCUUCGUCCGCAAAAUACGAAGAUGAGACUCAGCCUGUCCCGUCAUCUGAAAAGUUCUGUCCAUUUUUGAUCUCAUUCCAAGAUGCAAACAUAGCAUGGUCCUCGGACAAAGAUCCCGUGCUUCGCCAUUUGAAUCUCAAUAUUCAUCAGGGCAUUACGAUGAUCGUCGGUCCUGUUGGAUGUGGGAAGUCAACUCUGGUUGAGAGCAUCCUCAGUCAGCACAUGGUUAAAGAUGGUUCCAGAACAGCCUCAUUCUCAAGAGCGGCCUAUUGUCCACAGAUCCCGUGGAUCACGAAUGAUACCAUCCGGACCAAUAUCAUCGGAUUCCUGGAAUUUGACCAAGCAUGGUAUAACUUCACAUGCGAGGCGUGUGGCCUGCAACAGGACCUCGGGGCUCUUGUGGAAGGUGACAUGCAUCUAGCUGGAAGUGGCGGCAUCUCACUUAGUGGAGGCCAAAAGCAACGAAUUGCGCUAGCCCGGGCAGUCUACUCUAGGCUUGACGUUGUGAUCCUGGACAAUGUGUUCAGCGGGCUCGACUCAACGAGUAUUGCUUUCAUCUCGAACCGGCUUUUAGGCAAAGACGGCCACUUUAAAAAAGCGGGGAUAUCGGUUAUUCUCGCUAUGAGUACAGAUGAAAUUGUGAUUAUGGACGAGAGAAAGAUCACAGCUUCGGGGUCAUACAGUGAGAUACAAUCUAGGAAACCAGGGAUUGUCUCAAUGGUUCAGAAGCCAGUGGCGAAUCCUCCCCUUGAGACGGUUGAGAAGUCAAACUUCCGCCUCACGGUUGUCGAAAACAAAGAUCACACCAGCAAUUCUGUGCAAACAGUCGACGAUAAAAAGGCCAUGCGUGUUAAAUGGAACGGAAAUUGGCCCGUGUACACAUACUACUUUCGAAGCGCAGGAUACGGAAUUUUGGUCUCCUUUGUGGCCUUCACUAUUAUUGAAGCGUUCUGCUCCAGCUUUCAAACAUUAUGGAUUCAAUGGUGGGUUGAGGCAAAUGAAGAGCAGCCUAACAAGCAGCUGGGGAUGUAUCUCGGUGUUUACGGAUUGAUAUUUGGGUUGGCAUUUCUGAGUCUCGUAACUGGCUGCUGGUUGCUUUUUGUUCCAGCCCUUAACAAUACUUCGCUGAAUUUGCAUUCCGAUCUUCUCAAAACAGCGCUUAGGGCAUCGAUUAGCUUCUACCAAAGUGUGGACAUUGGUUCAAUAACGAAUAGUCAAGAUUUGGAACUUAUUGAUAUGAUGCUACCGAUAUAUGCUGUGAACUGCGUGACUAAUGUCGUUUAUGUUUUUAUCAACAUUAUCAUCAUCUGUGCCAUUGGUAGAUACCUGGCAGCCUCGAUCCCACUCUUGGGUGUGGUUCUAUUCUUCAUUCAGUCAUAUUAUCUGCGCACAUCCCGACAGGUCCGAUUGCUAGACAUUGAGGCCAAAGCACCUCUCUACACCCACUUUCUCGAGACUAUCCACGGCAUAUCAAGUAUCCGAGCCUUCAAUUGGGGGCACCAGCUGCGAGAGAAAAGCCACUCCCUAUUGAACCGAUCGCAGCGACCGGUAUACAUGCUUUACAGUAUCCAGCAAUGGCUGAUUCUGGUUUUGGAUUUGACUGUUGGGGCAAUUGCAGUCAUUCUGAUCGCCAUGGUCACAUCCCUGAAAGAUUUAUUCAAUGCAGCAUCCAUUGGGGUUGCACUCAACAUUUUACUGACACUAAAUCAAACCUUGGCAAAUGCUCUCAAGAUGUGGACCAUGACUGAAACCUCUAUCGGGGCCGUCACGCGCGUCCAGCGCUUUAUAGAAGAUACCCCCUCGGAAGAACGCGGUGUGGCAUCUUCAAUUGCUCCUCAACUGCCGCAUGACUGGCCUUGCCAUGGUGAGGUAAAGUUCACAGACGUGACCGCUGGAUAUGACCAUUCAACUAUUCCGAUCCUUAAAAGUCUUACCAUGACCAUCAAGCCGGGGGAGAAAAUCGCCAUUUGCGGACCAUCCGGUAGUGGAAAAACAUCACUUAUUAUGGCGAUGCUCCAGAUGCUUGAUCUUCAGUCCGGACGGAUCGAAAUAGACGGCAGGAACCUCGCCGAGAUCCCGAGAAGCACAAUCCGCUCGCGCAUCAACGUUGUCCCCCAAGACCCAUUUUUUAUGCCAGGAACCCUCCGCUUCAAUCUCGAUCCUCGGCAGUGCGUGAUCGAUGCGGAACUGGUCCGUGCCAUUGAGAAGGUGGGCCUCUGGGAUCAAGUUCGCGCCAAACGGGGCUUGGACAUGGAGUUCUCUACUGAGGACUGGUCGGUCGGACAGAGGCAAUUGCUUGCCUUGUCUCGGGCCCUUGUGAAGAAAAGUUCUCUGUUGAUCUUGGAUGAGGCUACAAGCAGCGUCGAUUGGGAAACGGAGGCGAUCAUGCAGGACAUUAUUGAGAAGGAAUUCUCUCAGCAAACUAUCAUAUCGGUGGUACAUCGGCAUCGUUUUAUUCAUUGGUUCGACCGGGUGAUUUUGCUCAAGCAUGGGGAACUUGUGGAGUGCGAUAAAGCUGAAGUGUUGCUGCAGAGGGAUUCGGACUUAGCUUUCCAAGAGCCGUCUACUAGUAGAUGA
Messenger RNA from Penicillium nucicola, 3021 nucleotides. RefSeq names its product ABC transporter transmembrane domain type 1. Gene Ontology annotation, molecular function: ATP binding; ATP hydrolysis activity; ABC-type transporter activity. The record is from RefSeq and is a predicted model, not a curated record. The transcript is spliced from 11 exons. Gene Ontology annotation, biological process: transmembrane transport. Gene Ontology annotation, cellular component: membrane. Lineage: Eukaryota; Fungi; Ascomycota; Eurotiomycetes; Eurotiales; Aspergillaceae. The coding region runs from base 1 to 3021 and encodes 1006 amino acids.